AUGAAGAAGCUGUGUGAUUUCACUCUCUCCUUCUUGCUCCUGAAGUUUUCUCUCAUCUUGUGCACUUCGACUGAACCUAGUUGUUUUUGGAGAAUACAGAAUAAUGAAGAUAAUAAUGGAGAUUUGCGAGGUGACUGUGGUUUUGUUCUUCUCACACAUGAGGGACCUAUAGAUGAAAAAUUUUAUAAUUAUGUUAUCAAUUUUAGAAUACCAGCAAGAAGAUAUGAAUAUUUUUUGGUAAUGUUUUUUGCUACUGAUGAGAUCAACAAGAAUCCUUAUCUUUUACCCAACAUGUCUUUUGUAUUCUCACUCAUUGCUGGCAUGUGUGAAGAUACAUUGGGAUUUAUUGAUAAAAGGCAUUCACCACAAAAAUAUGCUUCAAAUUUUCUUAAUUAUAACUAUGGAUUACGGAAAAGAUGUGAUGUAGUACUUACAGGACCAUCACAGACAAUAUCUGUAAAACUGGCAAUUAAUUAUAGGAGACCAAAGGUUUUCUUUGGACCAUUUAAUCCUAACCUGAGUGACCAUGACCAGUUCCCAUGUAUCUAUCAGGUAGCAACCAAGGACACACAUUUGCCCCAUGGCAUGGUCUCCUUGAUGCUUCAUUUCAGAUGGAAUUGGAUAGGACUGGUCAUCUCAGAUAAUGACCAGGGUAUUCAGUUUCUAUCAGAAUUGAGAGAAGAAAUGCAAAGACGGGGAAUCUGUUUAGCUUUUGUUAAUAUGAUCCCAGAAACCAUGCAGAUAUACAUGACAAGGGCUAAGAUAUAUGACAAACAAAUUAUGGAAUCAACAGCAAAGGUUGUUGUCAUUUAUGGUGAAAUGAACUCUACUCUAGAAAUCAGCUUUAGAAGAUGGCAAGAUUUAGGUGCACAGAGAAUCUGGAUCACAACCUCACAAUGGGAUGUCAUCAUAAAUAAAAAAGAUUUCAGCCUUGAUUUCUUCCAUGGGACUGUCACUUUUGCACACCACAAUGACAGGAUUGCUAAAUUUAGAAAUUUUAUGCAAACAAUUAACACUGACAAAUACCCACUAGAUAUUUCUCAUACUAUACUAGAGUGGAACUAUUUUAAUUGUUCGAUCUCUAAGAAUAGCAUUAGCAAAAUGGAUCAUUUUACACUCAACAACACUUUGGAGUGGUUAGCAAAGCACAAAUUUGACAUGGUGCUGAGUGAAGAAGGUUACAAUUUGUAUAAUGCUGUGUAUGCUGUGGCCCACACCUACCAUGAGCUCAUUCUUCAACACGUAGAGUCUCCAGAAAUGGCAGAACCCAAAGGAAUAUUCUUUGACUGUCAGAAGGUGGCUUCCUUGCUGAAGACCAUGGUCUUUACUAAUCCCCUUGGAGAACUGGUGAACAUGAAGCAUAGGGAAAAUCAGUGUGCUGAGUAUGAUAUUUACAAAAUUUGGAAUUUUCCACAAGGCCUUGGAUUAAAAGUGAAACUAGGAAGUUAUUUUCCUUGUUUCCCAUAUAGCCAACACCUUCAUAUGUCUGAAGACCUCGAGUGGGCCACAGGAGGAAUAUCAAUGGGUAUACCACAAUUUACAUCCUUUUCAGUUCCCUCCUCCAUGUGUAGUGUAACAUGCACUGCUGGACUCAGAAAAAUUCAUCAGAAAGAGACUGCAGACUGCUGUUUUGAUUGUGCCCAGUGCCCAGAAAAUGAGGUUUCCAAUGAGACAGCAGAUAUGGAGAAAUGUGUGAGCUGUCCAGAUGAUAAGUUUGCCAACAUAGAGAAAACCCACUGCCUCCCAAGAGCCGUGUCAUUCCUGGCUUAUGAAGAUCCAUUGGGGAUGGCUCUAGGCUGCAUGGCCCUGUCCUUCUCAGCCAUCACAAUUCUAGUACUAGUCACUUUUGUGAAGUACAAGGAUACUCCCAUUGUGAAGGCCAAUAACCGCAUUCUCAGCUACAUCCUGCUCAUUGCUCUAGUCUUCUGCUUUCUCUGCUCAUUGCUCUUCAUUGGACAUCCCAACCAGAUCACCUGCAUCCUGCAGCAGACCACAUUUGGAGUAUUUUUCACUGUGGCUAUUUCUACAGUGUUGGCCAAAACAAUAACCGUGGUCAUGGCUUUCAAGCUCACUACUCCAGGAAAAAGGAUGAGAGGGAUCAUGAUGACAGGGGCACCUAAGUUGGUCAUUCCCAUUUGUACCUUAAUCCAACUUGUUCUCUGUGGAAUUUGGUUGGUAACAUCUCCUCCCUUUAUUGAAAGAGAUAUAAAGUCUGAACAUGGAAAGAUUGUCAUUCUUUGCAACAAAGGCUCUGUCAUUGCCUUCCAAGUUGUCCUGGGGUAUUUGGGCUCCUUGGCUCUGGGGAGCUUCAUUGUGGCUUUCCUGGCUAGGAACCUUCCUGACAGAUUCAUUGAAGCCAAGUUCCUAACUUUCAGCAUGCUGGUGUUCUGCAGAGUCUGGAUCACCUUCCUCCCUGUCUACCACAGCACCAGGGGAACAGUUAUGGUGGUUGUGGAGGUUUUCUCCAUCUUGGCUUCUAGUGCCAGCUUACUAGGGUGCAUCUUUGUCCCAAAAUGUUGUGUUAUUUUAGUUAGACCAGAUUCAAAUUUUAUACAGAAGUACAAAGAUAAAUUGCUUUAUUGA
This is a messenger RNA of Mus caroli (Ryukyu mouse), 2583 nucleotides long. Lineage: Eukaryota; Metazoa; Chordata; Mammalia; Rodentia; Muridae. The record is from RefSeq and is a predicted model, not a curated record.